Messenger RNA from Penaeus indicus, 872 nucleotides. RefSeq lists its product as uncharacterized. The record is from RefSeq and is a predicted model, not a curated record. The annotation marks the transcript as partial. NCBI's taxonomy places the organism in Eukaryota, Metazoa, Arthropoda, Malacostraca, Decapoda, Penaeidae. The transcript has 4 exons.
GCGUAAGCUUCCCAAGUGGAGGCAUUGGUGGAGGUGGAGGAGGAGGACAUGGUGGAUUCAGCAGUGGAGGCAGCGGAGGUGGAUUCUCAAGUGGAGGAAGCGGAGGUGGAUUCUCAAGUGGAGGAGGUGGAGGCGGAGGAGGAUACGGGGGAUCCAGUGGAGGAGGCUCCUCUGGCGGUGGAAGUGGCGGCAUCUCCAUCGCAGGCGUAAGCUUCCCAAGUGGAGGCAUUGGUGGAGGUGGAGGAGGACAUGGUGGAUCCAGCAGUGGAGGCAGCGGAGGUGGAUUCUCAAGUGGAGGAAGCGGAGGUGGAUUCUCAAGUGGAGGAGGUGGAGGCGGAGGCGGAGGAGGAUACGGGGGAUCCAGUGGAGGAGGCUCCUCUGGCGGUGGAAGUGGCGGCAUCUCCAUCGCAGGCGUAAGCUUCCCAAGUGGAGGCAUUGGUGGAGGUGGAGGAGGACUUGGUGGAUUCAGCAGCGGAGGCAGCGGAGGUGGAGGCUGCUGUGGCGGGAGCGGCGGCCACGACUAUCCCUUGCAGCGGCCGCAGCGGUGGUCACCAUCUCCAGGGGAAAGCCAUCACCAGCAGACUUCAGCCCUCGGUAGUGAAGAUACUCCAGUCGAUGAGCGCAUAAUAGCAUUGAGGCUGAAGCUUGCAUUCGGAUCCAUGUCUGUUAUUCUGUUUUUGUCUCUUGGUACCAGCAAAAUGACCCGCAUCACUGGCUAUAGUACAGCGAUGCGGGCAAUGUGGCCGAGGAGAUCGACCACAUCCUUGUUAGCACUCGCUGGAGGGUCCUCCAGAACUCCAGGGUCUACAGGAAUGUCUAAUUUUGUGAUACUGACCAUAGAUUGGUUGUGGCUACCCUCCGAAUCCGCUUAA